AUGGCAAACUCGAGAUUGCUUCGCAAUCACAUCUUCAUAGCUGCACAACAACCUAAUUUUGUGAAUUUAAAGACACAUCAACCUCUUUCAUGGACAUGUACUAAUCCAAAUCCAUCAGAAGUUGCACAAAGUUUGAAAGGGCUUAGUCAAGCAAGACAUCUUCAAGAGGAUUUUGAAGCUAGGUCAAAAGACAAAAAACUUAAAACAGGUGGUAAACUUAUUCAUCCAAGUAGUCGAAAAGCCAAACAAAUCUCAAAAUUAGAAUGUCAUGCAGGUCGAGUUGUUAAAAAACGUCAAAAUACAAAAGCUAAAUAUAAUAAUUUACGUGAUAGAAUUCAAUGGUUUAAAGAUCAAUUAAAUGAAAAUCAAACUCAUUUAUCACAACAAGAAAUACAUGAACUUAUUCAACGAUAUCUUCAACGAUUUCAAGAUGAACUUGAACAAAUUGACUUAAAAAAUCAAAUAGGUCAACGACAAAAAACACCUCAAUACGCAUCACGUAAAGCAUUAAUUGAAACAACAAUAAAUACGGAACAACAUGAAUAUGAAACCAAUGGCAUUGAAAUACCAAACCUCACUCGAAUCGAUGCUGUUAAAGAACUUCGAAAUUGGGAUGGUAGUGUUCGAUUAAUGCCACGUCUUAAAUUAUGUUUAAUAAAACAUAAUAAUUCAACAUCAAAUAAAAAUGAUAAUAUUAAUGAAAUUGUUUCAAUUGAUAAUGAAAAUGAAUCAAUGGAUAGUGAUGUUGAAUAA
Messenger RNA from Rotaria sp. Silwood2, 753 nucleotides. NCBI's taxonomy places the organism in Eukaryota, Metazoa, Rotifera, Eurotatoria, Philodinida, Philodinidae. The record is from the annotation of a GenBank genome assembly.